Messenger RNA from Prunus dulcis (almond), 1578 nucleotides. Its product is annotated as probable inorganic phosphate transporter 1-5. Gene Ontology annotation, cellular component: membrane. The record is from RefSeq and is a predicted model, not a curated record. Gene Ontology annotation, molecular function: phosphate transmembrane transporter activity. Gene Ontology annotation, biological process: transmembrane transport; phosphate ion transport. The transcript has a single exon. Bases 1 to 1578 code for a protein of 525 amino acids. Lineage: Eukaryota; Viridiplantae; Streptophyta; Magnoliopsida; Rosales; Rosaceae.
AUGGCUAGAGAUCAACAAGCGGUAGUGCUUAAUGCACUUGAUGUUGCCAAGACCCAGUGGUGCCAUUUCACAGCAAUUGUCAUUGCCGGAAUGGGAUUUUUCACAGAUGCCUAUGAUAUCUUCUCCAUCUCCUUCAUCACCAAACUCCUUGGUCAUGUAUACUAUACUGAGCAAGGUGCAAAAAAGCCUGGCACGUUGCCUCCCAAUGUGUCUGCAGCCGUUAGCAGUGUUGCCCUAUGCGGCACUUUAGCCGGACAACUCUGCUUUGGCUGGCUUGGUGAUAAAUUAGGCCGAAAGAAAGUUUAUGGUAUAACUCUCAUGCUAAUGGUGAUCAGCUCCAUUGCCUCAGGGCUCUCUUUUGGAUCCACACCAAAUGGUGCGAUGGCAACGCUUUGUUUCUUUCGAUUUUGGCUUGGUUUCGGCAUUGGCGGUGACUAUCCCCUUUCAGCUACAAUCAUGUCUGAGUAUGCUAACAAAAAGACUCGUGGGGCUUUCAUAGCGGCUGUUUUUGCCAUGCAAGGAUUUGGAAUUUUGACGGCUGGGAUUGUUUCUAUAAUUGUUUCAAGCGCAUUUGAUCAUGCAUACAAGGCUCCUCCUUACUCAGUUGAUCCAAAAGCUUCUCUUGUUCCUGAAGCAGAUUAUGUUUGGCGCAUCAUUUUGAUGUUUGGAGCCCUCCCUGCUGCUCUUACUUACUACUGGCGAAGUAAAACGCCUGAGACAGCUAGGUACACUGCCCUUGUUGAAAACAAUGCAAAACAGGCAGCAGUAGACAUGUCUAAAGUGUUACAAGUUAAUCUUGAAUCCGAAGAGGGCAACGUCGAGGAGAAAGUGAUCGAGCAACAACAUCCAGACAAAGCAUCGUUUGGCUUGUUCACCAAGGAAUUUGCACAUCGGCACGGACUUCACUUGCUUGGUACCACCACUACUUGGUUCUUACUUGACAUUGCCUACUACAGCCAAAAUCUUUUCCAAAAGGAUAUAUUCAGUGCAAUUGGGUGGAUUCCAGCAGCAGAAACCAUGAACGCCAUUGAAGAGCUCUAUACAAUUGCAAGGGCACAAACACUUAUAGCGUUGUGCAGUCUUGUUCCGGGUUACUGGUUCACAGUGGCAUUCAUCGAUCGUAUUGGAAGGUUUCCAAUCCAAUUAAUGGGUUUCUUUUUCAUGACAGUAUUCAUGUUUGCCCUUGCAAUUCCUUACCAUCAUUGGACAUUGAAGCCUAACAGAAUUGGGUUUGUGGUAUUGUACUCACUCACAUUUUUCUUCUCCAAUUUUGGACCCAAUGCCACCACCUUUGUUGUGCCAGCAGAAAUCUUCCCUGCAAGGCUGAGGUCUACUUGUCACGGAAUAUCAGCGGCUGGGGGUAAGGCUGGAGCUAUAGUGGGUGGCUUUGGGUUCUUAUACGCUGCACAAAGCACAAACCCGGCAAAAACGGACCCUGGAUACCCACCAGGUAUUGGUGUGAAGAAUUCUCUAAUUAUGCUUGGCACCAUCAACUUCUUCGGCAUGUUGUUUACUCUGUUAUUGCCUGAAUCAAAGGGAAAAACACUGGAGGAGUUGAGUGGUGAGAAUGAGGAGUGA